AUGAACGCGAAGAAGGUUAUAACAUUUGGGAAAAUUAGUAAAGAUUUAAAUCUAGAAGGAACAAAAAAUACAGAAUCUACUCCGGAUACUAGUUCUGGAUUCGGUACGUUUGGUAAAAAGUCAGUGGAGACUAACGUGACGAAAAUGAAUGAAAUCAAACCGGAAGACGAGGAAGAGUCCCAAAAUUUGAAGCAGGUUAUGGGCAUAACAGGUUUUGGUAAGAAGGCCAAGUCCUUUGACGUGCAAGAGAUGCUGGAAAAUAUUGCAAAAACAGUUAACAUUAACAAAGCAAAUUCUGAAAGGGCAAAACUUGCUGAGAAAGAGGUUAAAAUUCAGUCAUCAGAGGAAUCUAUAAACAUUGAUGUUAAUGAUGGAAAUACCACUGGAAGCGAGGACGAGGAGGAGGAGGAGGAGGAGGAGGAGGAGGAGGAUUUUGUUGGACCCCCAAUACCUUCUGAAUUUCAGAAUUCGACGAAUUCAAAACAGUCUAUGAAGGUCAGAGACAAGAGUGACGAUGAAAGUGACGAUGAUGAUGAAUCUGGUACUGAAGAAGAAUUACAAUUGAAAGACAAAGUCCCAUGUAGUCACGAGGUUACAAUGACUCAUGGAACAAAGGCAGUAACAGCCAUAGCAGCAGAUCCUUCUGGAGCUAGAUUAGCUUCAGGUUCCAUUGAUUAUGAUGUUUGUUUCUGGGAUUUUGCUGGUAUGGACUCAUCUAUGAGAAGUUUCAGAACGUUACAGCCUUGUGAAAAUCAUCCGAUCAAAUGUUUACAGUAUUCUAUGACUGGUGAUGUUAUAUUAGUUAUAUCUGGUUCAGCACAAGCAAAAGUCUUAGAUAGAGAUGGCUUUGAAAAAUGUGAAACCGUGAAAGGUGAUCAGUACAUAUCAGACAUGGCACGUACUAAAGGACAUACCGCAGGAUUAUACAGUGGCUGUUGGCAUCCAUUCACAAAGGAAGAAUACCUUACUUGUUCGCAAGAUAGUACAUGUAGAAUAUGGAUUUUGUACAGGCCACGUGCGCAUAAACAUUUAAUAAAGUGUAGAGCACAGAAUGGAGUUAAAACCAUACCAACUACUUGUGGUUACAGUAGAGAAGGCAAUGUAGUCGCUUGUGGUUGUAUAGAUGGUUCUAUACAAAUGUGGGAUCAUAGGAAAAAUUUUGUGAAUCCAUCGUUGAUUCAGAGGAAUGCACAUGCACAGGGUUGCGAGAUAUCAAGCUUGAGUUUCUCUUAUCUUGGUCAAAUGCUUGCAACUAGAAGCUGCGACGACACGUUAAAGCUUUGGGAUUUGAGAUCAUUUAAAACGCCAAUCUUCGAAGCAAAAGAUAUAUAUUCCAGAUACGAUACGACUGACUGCAUGUUUAAUCCAAAUGAUUCGAUCCUCAUUACAGGAGAAUCACUAAAGAAAAAUCAGAAUACAGGUAGAAUUCUGUUUUAUGAUACAAAGACUUUUGAGCUAGUUAACAGAAUAAAUGUGACAAAUUCGCACGUUAUUAAGACAUUGUGGCAUCCAAAGCUAAAUCAAAUAUUCGUUGGUUGUGGAAAUGGAAUAGUUAAAGUAUAUUAUGACUCCAAGAAAAGUCUGAGAGGAGCGAAAUUAUGCGUUGUAAAAACGCAUAUGAAACAGAAACAUAUUGAAGUAAUGUCGACUCAGCAAAUUAUCACGCCACAUGCACUUCCAUUGUUUAGGCAAGACAGGCCUAAGUCAGUACGUAAGCAAAUGGAGAAAGAUCGUUUGGAUCCUGUUAAAUCAAGGAGACCAGAUUUACCAAUUACCUCUGGGCAAGGUGGGAGAGUUGCAUCUUCUGGUGGAACUCUCAGUUCUUAUGUAAUUCGAAAUUUGGGACUUAGUAAGAGGAUAGAGGAUGAUCAAGAUCCUCGGGAGGCUAUUUUGAAGUAUGCAAAAGUAGCAGAAGAGAAUCCGUACUGGAUAGCUCCAGCGUAUAAGAAAACCCAGCCACAGACAAUAUUCCAGACGACAGACGAACAAGAUGGAGCGCCAAGUACGAAGAAGCAAAAAACUUAA
Heterotrigona itama is the source of this 2025-nucleotide messenger RNA. The record is from the annotation of a GenBank genome assembly. Lineage: Eukaryota; Metazoa; Arthropoda; Insecta; Hymenoptera; Apidae.